This is a messenger RNA of Saccostrea cuccullata (small rock oyster), 2179 nucleotides long. RefSeq lists its product as uncharacterized. The record is from RefSeq and is a predicted model, not a curated record. The transcript has 9 exons. NCBI's taxonomy places the organism in Eukaryota, Metazoa, Mollusca, Bivalvia, Ostreida, Ostreidae. Gene Ontology annotation, cellular component: nuclear body. Gene Ontology annotation, biological process: snRNA transcription. Bases 21 to 1529 code for a protein of 502 amino acids. Gene Ontology annotation, molecular function: RNA polymerase II general transcription initiation factor activity.
UGAACUGACAAUUCAACAAUAUGGAUGAUACACAAGACUGUGUUAUCAAUGAACCUGAAGUUAACCCUGCAAGUGAAGGGACAACAGGAACAAAGCCUAAGAGAGGACGUGGAAGGCCAAAAAAUUCAAAGAACAAACCCAAACCCAAUAAGAGUCCUCCGAAAAAGAGUUCGUCUCGUAAUCAGUUCAUAAGAUCUUGCAGAGCAAGGCAACCAAAGGAAAAGGCUGUAUUUCAACCACAGAAUUUGACUUGGAAAAUAAAGGAAAAAAGGCUGCUGCUGAAAGCUUUGAAAAGGAACUCUCCAUCUGACAUGGAAGCUUUACACAACGUUGUGAAAACUAAAUCAAAAGAAGAGAUAGAGUUAUUUAUAAAUAAAAUGAAGAAAGGUGCAAUCAGGAAAAUAAAAGCAAGCAGAGGUCCAAAGGCUCCCAUAGAGUACUGGUUAGCUUUGUUGAGUGAUCUGACAAGUCAGGAGAAGAAAGACUACACAGUGAACCUGGGCAAGGUGGUGUCCAUCAUAGCAAACUUAGAAGAAUUUCCACAGCCUGGGCCCUGUACACCAGAUUACAAAGCCAUCUACAAGUACAUCUCCUGCAUGUUGUCAGAGAGUGAACUCCCGGAAUUAGGAAAGCUAGAGGCAGCAGUAAUUCUGGACCUACUGCAUGGUCUGGUAGAUUUCCUAAGAUCACACAAUACAACCAAACAGAGAGAGAUUAUGCAGUGGAAGUAUGGACUACUUGCAGGAAAAGUGAACAUGAGUGACCCUGUCUCAGCACUUAUUAAAGCCAGGAAAGCCAUAGAGAACGAUUUUUCUGAUUUCUCAUCUGGAAAUGCAGGAAGUAACUCCCAACCACCCCAGACUCAAUCACCAGCUGCCCAAACAAAUGUGUCUGACAAUCAACCAGGACCUUCAAGACCUACUUCCCAGCAGUCAUCAAAACAGAACAGUUCAGGUAGUGGUCAGUCAAAGUCCACAGCAAAUUCUACCCCAAGUGCAGCUGGAAACAGAACUAACAAAUUAGAAAAAAGAGGCAGACCACCAGGAAAAAAGAGAACAGUACCAUCUGAGAGUCCCUGUCCCAAAAAACCCACAUUAUUCACAAUGAAUCCCUUGUGUAUCCCUGUCAAUGUCAUCAAGAUGACUCCAAUCAUCAAUGUGUCAAAUAAACAACUGAACAGUGUAGAGAAUCCCAAACUAACCAACACACAAAAGCUGGUGGCACAGCAGAACUCAGUAGUGAUGUAUCACAUUCAGAAGAAGAAUAUUAGUCCCCAUCCUGUCCACCCAAUACAACAACACCAGCUUCUCCCAAUCCAGUCUGGGAAGGCACCUGUUCACAGAAAUAAAGUGUAUGUGUGUGAACCACACCCCAGUUCUGUGAUUGUAAAUCGAGAACCCCCCGUAAGAAGGGGAGGAACUCCAAAGUCAGCCGAUGAAAAGGCAGCUAUGAAAAAGCAGAAGGAUAAGAAAGGGAAGGACUCGGAAAAAAAUACUGGAAAAGGGAAUAAAGACGUAUCAAAAGUGUAAGAAGUGGAGGAACUCUAAAAUUAAUGCUGGAUAAGGGAAUAUUGACAAAGCAGAAGUGUAAAAAGUGGAAGGACUCAGAAAACAAUACUGGAAAAUGGAAUGAGGACACAACAAGUGUGAGAAGGGGAAGAACUCCAAAUUCAAUUGUGGAUUAGAGAAUAAUGGCAAUGCAUAAGUGAACUAAGAAACAAAAAUGAGGACAUUUAGCACAAGGCAUUUAUUUACUCUGCUAGUAAAUAGAUGUGACCACAAAUAAAGAGUAAAUUUUUAAAUGGAAAAAAUAUAAAAAAAGAAAAUUAAAUCAUCUUCUCUUCAAGAAAUGAUUGGCCCUGUUCAUAACUCCCAAAGAUAUGAUGAGGUCACAAUAAGGGAAAGGCUAGGGUUGGGUUCAUCAAAAAAUCAUUGUAAUUUGUAACCUUUAUUAGUUAUAAAUUAUAUUUGAAUGUUAAUUUAUACUUUUAUGUUUUGAGUCUUUAUUAUGAAACCAUCCAUAUGUUCAACUUGCCAACCAUCACUACCUUCAAGUACCUUGUAUAUGAUCAUUUUAUUUACAUGAAUAAAACAUGACAACUAAUUACUGGUUUGUGACAAGAAAUAUUUGUGAGCUGGAGUAGCUCAUAGAUGAUAUGUAAAUGUAUAAAUAUUGAUUA